Messenger RNA from Striga asiatica, 675 nucleotides. NCBI's taxonomy places the organism in Eukaryota, Viridiplantae, Streptophyta, Magnoliopsida, Lamiales, Orobanchaceae. The record is from the annotation of a GenBank genome assembly.
AUGGAGAUGAAAGGUUACCGGCUGUUUUGGUAUGAUGGGAAAAAGUGUUAUGUAAUGGCUGACGAGUGGACAAGAUUUUUUAAGAUCAUUCUUGAGACACAAAUGAGUUCCCUGUCUCUCCCUCCUGCAAUUUCGGAACAUUAUGGGUCCGAGCUUCCACAAAAAUGUAUAAUCCAGACUUUAGAAGGACGUGAGUAUGAAGUAACUCUGAAAAUGGUGGAUAAUCAGCCGACCUUGGUCGAAGGAUGGGAUGCUUACAUUCAGGCAGAAUACAUUGAAAUACAUUACAUUCUGUUUUUCAAGAGAAUCAAUAAUUUCCAUUUCGAAAUUAUGGUGACGGACAAAACUGGUUGUGAAAGAACACCGAUAUACCACUUUUGUUUGGACAUAAAAAAAUCGCACAUUGACCGGGCACGCUUCCCAAUUCCAAUACGUUUUUGGAGAGACCACAUCGAGGGAAACUUUAACAACUACACUAAGGCUGUCAUCAUGUUCAAUGAGAAGGUUUAUAAAGUUGAUGUAAUUCAUGGUAAUGGCAAGAGAUUGUUGCAAAACGGAGGUGCUCGACAGUUUGUGAUUGAUAGUGGCAUAUUGGUUGGUUCUUCAUGCAUGUUCCCCCACGUAGGACCACUCAACCCAUAUAAAGUGAUCAAGUUCAGGGUUAGGAGUGGUUAG